GCCAUCGUUCGCAUUCGGUCACGGAUAACACGCACUCGCCCCGUUGUAUUUGCAAGCGAAUAAACAAUUGAACAGCACACAUCGAUGUGUCCGCACCCGUUGUGAAAAGAUUGUGUGUGUUCCCUGUACCCCCGUUGUUGCUGCGGUGUCGUUGUGACUGUGUGUGAGGGGCAGCUAGUGGUGCUUCGUUUGCAGUUUCAAUGCUGUUGUGAAAGGAAAAAAAGCAGCUUUUCUAGUGCAAUAUGUCCGUGAAACAAUAGAAAUUUGCUGUCUGGCACGUGUGUAGGCUGUGUAUGUGUGUGCGUCUGUGUGUGUGAAUCUGUUGUGUGCUGCACUACAGUCCCAUACAGUGAAGGGGGAGGGUGGAGGUGUUGCAGAUGUGGAGAUGUAGUAGAUGCUGAGGGGAAGAAAAAUUGCAAUCACUCACUUGCCGAGUCAAAAGUGUCAGAAAAAGAAAUCGACAAGCUCUGGGGCAGCAGUGUCUCAGCCGUAGGUGUGUGUGUAUGCGUGUGUCUUCCCGAGAUUUUGUUGCCCAGCAGCAAUCUGGUGUUGUGUAGGUGUGUGUGUUGUGUGAAUAGUGCAAAUUGGUGGUAGCGCCCUUGGUAGCACAGAAAAAAGUGCUGCUUCCAAUCGAUCCCGUGAGGCUGUGUGUGGGCGCGUCACAGAGAAGCUGUAAUCAGCCCGUAGUGAUUAUUUCACGCUCAAUCGCUCCCGUGUGUGUGUGUGUGCAGGGUUUCGGGAGUGCUAGUACUACUACUACAACCGCCCCCUUCUCCCCGGAGCAGUACGACGAAGCAGUGUCCCCACCACUCCCUCCACCCGCAGGGAGUCCCUUCGGAGUGACAUGAACUCCCGAAUCAAGGAGGAUGUCAGCCGACUGUUUGAGUUCUGGUGCGAGAUUGCUCCGGGUACGGGGGAGGACAACAGUGCGCCCGGCCAGAUCGUGGAAAGCUUCCCGGAGUCGUUCAAGGAUGCGAAGGUUACGGCCGACAUUCCGGCGUUCGCGUAUCCGUGCGCCUUCGAAAGUCGAACCAUUCAAGUGCACUCGUUCGUGCUGACCAACAUCGACUCGAAAUGGCGGUUUGGGUUCUGCCGGCACGAUCCAAAAUCACCCACGGCGAUGGUGAUCAUCACGUACCUGCCGUGGCACGAUACGUUCAUGCGCUUCCUGAACGUGCUGGCCGACAUCCGGAAGAACCGCCCGAACGAGUUUGCCUCGUUUCUCGCCGAAUCGUACAACAAGGGCGUACCCGAGCCGGGCGCCUGCCUGAAGCUGCACUACGAUCGCGCCUCCCAAACGUUCCUGUUCCAAAGACCUCAGCAGUUUCAGCUUCCCAGUAUUCCGGAGAACCACAAUCUCAACCAAUACUACAACUUUGUGGAACCAAAAUUUAUGAUAGGAAUAUUUGCCGCCAUGCUGGCAGAGCGGCGCAUCAUCUUCGUUUCGCGCCGGCUCGACAUCCUGUCGUCGUGCGUGCAGGCGGCGAACGCUUUCCUCUAUCCGAUGGUCUGGCAGCACAUAUUUAUACCGGUGCUGCCGAUGCAGAUGAAGGACAUACUGGCCGCGCCGAUGCCGUUCCUGAUCGGCGUACCGGAGGCGGUGUACGACACGCUGCGAAGGGAGGAAAUCGGUGACGUCGUCAUACUGAACUGUGAUAAACGAACGCUGGAAACACCGUUCGACGAUGUGAAAAGUAUGCCCCAGGAAUUGGUCAGCUCGCUGAAGAAGCAGCUGUCCAAUCAGGCCGAUCAUCGGGGCGAUCGGGUUUCAAAGAUAUUUCUAGGUAUUCUAGUGCAAUUAAUUGGAGGGUAUCGGGACGCUGUAAAAUUUAAUGAUAAAAUUACCUUCGAUCCGGAGACUUUCAUCGAGUCGCGACCGUCGCAUCUACGGCCAUUUUUGGAUAAGAUGUUGGAUUUGCAGAUUUUUCAACAGUUUAUCGAAGAACGCUUGGAUAUGCUGAACACUGGGCAGGGAUUUUCGGACGAGUUCGAGGUAGAGUACUUCCGGUACGCGGAAAAGUCAGGCCGCAAGACGAAACAGUACAAGGAUCUGCUGAAAAACUUCAAGGACAAGACUAAUCCAGCUGUACGUUCGGCGGUCAAAUCGGUCAAGGAAGGUGGCAAAGGCGUCAAAACCGCAUACAAAGGCUUGCGGUCGAAAUUUCGCGAAACGACACCACCGAAGACGAAGCUCGACAGCAACAGCAGCUUGCACCUGCAUCACCAGUACGAUGUCGGUGGCCACCAUCAGUCCGCACCGAACUCGCCCGUCUUUAACAAGCGGCCGCAGACGAUCGCCCUGCCCGACGACGUGUACCACACGCACAACCCGCACCAUAUGCUGACACCGUCGUCCACCUCACUGCACAACUCGCCACAUAUCCUGCUGGGCAGCAAUCAUCACCAUCACCAUCUGCACCAGUCGCUUCCGCAGAGCAAUGGCGGUGUCGGCAGCGCGGGCAACAGUAGCAGUGCUGGGUAUCACAGUGCGUCGGCCGCGAUGACCCGCAGUGGUAGCAGUGCUGCUGGCAGCACCAGCCACAUGAACAACAAUCACAGCUAUGCGAAUAGCAACAGCAACAACAACCACAUGACCAGCAGCAGCGCGAGCGACAUCCGCAGCCCGACACUAAGUCCGACCAGCUCGAACUCAUCGUCCGAGAUGAACCUGUGGCAGGAGAUGCAGCACCAUCUGACACUGUUCAAAUCGCCAGCCGUCAAUCGGAAUCUCAAGCCGACGAACAGUGCGGACGGCGGCAGCAACGGCAGCCGGCCAUCGUCCCGGGCGGGUGCACCGGUCAGCCCGCCGGGCGGAAGCAGCAACGCGCUACCUCGCAUACAGGAGUCGGUGGCAGUCGGUGCGCAGCCGCUGCUGCUGGGACUAGAUCUGGAGGAUCCCGGCGGAUCACCGGCGCGGUCCGCCUGCUGCAACAACAAUGGCAGCGGCGACUACCACGACGACGAGCAGGCCAACUUCGACCUGUCGCCGGACGCACCGUGUCCGCCAAUACCGCCCAGGCGCUUCCAGUCGGCGGCCGAUGCGCUGGCCGCCAUUCAGAUCUCUCCCCCGCCAAUGUCACCUCCGUCGUCUUCCUCGUCGAACUCGUCGCCCUACCGUACCUACAACAACUUCAUACCUCCCGCACCAAAGCCAAAGCCCCCGGCGGGCGCUCCCACCUCUUCCCCCUCGAUCAUCGACCAGUCACCUCCCUUACCUUCUCCUCCGCCUCCGCCGCCCCUGAAGGCGCCGGUGGAUUCCUCCGCCCGGCGCAACGAUAUCCUCCAGCUCGACGACGGCGAGGAGGAGCAGCUGAUUACACUGACCACAACUACGGCGACAGUCGGUGGGCAUGGGGCGACGGGCGGUACUGCGACUACCACCACUACGACCACCAGCAUGUCCAUGACGUUCGGUCAGCCAGCGGUUCGCAAGCCGCAGCCCUCUCCCACGGCCAAUAGCACGUUGCAUAGCAAUCACAUCCUACCGCCACUGCUGCCCCAAGCGCAACAGCAGCAACAGCAACAGACCGUAUCGCCAUCAUUGGCCGGCAAAACGCCACCCCUGCAGCAUGCCUAUACCUUGCCACAUCCACCGAAAGCGCAAGCGCCGCAGCCACCGCAACGGCCACCGCUUGCUCCGAAGCCCACCUUCCGCAAAGAGAUGCGGGUUAAGAUCGAACGUAAGCUAAGCAUGCAAGCGGUGGCAAAACAGGAUGUUUAAGGUCCCGCGUCGUCCUCAAGCGGUGUGUGCAAGCGACAGAGCGAUUCAAACCUUUCCUGCGAGCGAAUGACGAACGAUGAUGAUCGAUCCUUCUUAUUGUCACUCUGACGUCCUGUGACAAACACACACACACAUACACACAGCGAAUAUCGAAUCACGCGUCUCUCCAGCCCCCAACCAAGCAAAACACCUUUUCAACAAACGACAAACGGGGAGUUGCAGAGAUUGUUGCUGCCGCCCAGCUAACCCACCACUUUUUCCACCAACUUCAAUCAUAUGAAUACUAUCGUAAGACCUGUUUCUAUCUUUCUAACCGUUUUUACUCUUCUUUGUGUCCCUUUCUUGUGAUGAGUGUUAGUGUUACGUGGGCUUGAUCUUUUUUUAACUUGUUAACUUCCUCUGCCUGCGACAUUUUUGUGCAAGGAGUUAUGUUUUUUGUUUUUUUUUUCAAGGGUAGGCGAGACUCUGAUCUCGUACUGGUAAUGCUGAUGGGCAAAUGGGGGUUUGUGUUAUGUGUGUUAUGUGUUUUCCAUUAUGUUCUCAUACCAUCGAGAUUCUGUUGAGAUCAUCACGAUCGCUGUUAUGUGUGGCACAGUUUUGUGUUUUGCUUUCAUGCUUAAAUCAACUCACGUCUCAUGAUCAUCGUUCUUGUCAUUUCGUUCUCAUGUCGUCAUUCGCACACACUUAUCCUGGGGAACCUUUUUGGGGAAGAAAAUAUGAUUAGUAUCAUGCAUACACGAUUAUCUAUCCAAAAUCAUCUGUCGGUGGGGCAUCAUCUGAGCUCUUUUUUCUCUCUCUCUCUCGGUGUAUUACUUUCUCUAUUCUCUAUGGCUUGGAAAUUAUAUCUUCUCACUGCUUCGGUGUUUGGUCAUACUGUCAUCAAAAACGUAUACAAACGCUUUUUCUGAGUCUUUCAUUUAGUCUAGUCGGUGAAUAGAAAUAGUGUCUGGACUAAAUAGGGUUACCGUUUAUAGUUGGUUCGUUAUCGUCUUUCUAUUUUAUUAUAUUUUUAUAAUCUUAAACGGUAGUCAUACAUUUAAGUUUUCUGUUUUGGAUUUAAUUUACUGUUUGACUCUUACUAAACGAAUAUGUUUUACUGCCUGGUAGACUUAUAUUGCUAGUAGUUAGUGUAAUGGUUUUUAUCUGAUUUUCUCAAGCGAGCUUUGUGUUUUUUGCUUGUUUUUUUAUUUAUAAUUUUUAACUGCCCCGAUGCGCUUUAAUUUGAUUGCUUCGACUGUUAUGGCACGAGUUUUACGUUUUAAUGCUUUUUACUUGAGUAUUGUGGAUUUGGAUUUGUGCGUCAGUUGCUAAGUAUCUUGAGUCGUGUAACGUAUAUUUAACUUCUUCGAUGACUCGUACUGUUUGUACUUUUCUUUGUAAUCCUUGUAUAAGCCAAGUUUGCUCCGUGGUGUCCGUGCUUUUGGUUUUAGUAGAACGUUUUAUUGAGCAAAAUCUGCCGAAUCAAUCGCUUCAGUGGUUUCGGUCGAAUGGUCGAUUUCCUCCCCCCAUUAAAUUAUCCAUCCAUUAGGGAAACCGGUUGUUAUCCUGCGCACCCCCAAAACACCCACAUUCACACACCCGCGUACUGCUACACCGCUCCGUGUUCUCACGCUCCUACCGCCCUAUAUUUCGCAGUCUCAAAACGGUGACAUCCCGGACUUUCCCGCGUCCACGUCCGGGACGGGCAGCAGCACAACUCCGCCGGCGGUGAACGAUGAGUCCCUUGAUCUAAUCACGCUCGACACCACCAACUCGAGUUUCGAGCUGGAGGACUUCGAUCCGCUCAAUGAACGGGCCAGACCGAUCGGUGGUGUCGCUGCCGCUACCGGCACCGCGCAUGCUCAACCCUCCAGCUCAGCAGCACUAACACCACCCUCCAGCUAUGCGUCCGGCUUGGCAAAUGUCGUCGCAGCGUCCGGCGUAACGAUGCCGACCGGCCUGAGCGUUAAUAAUCCCAUCUAUCCUUACUUUACACCGCUUUACCAACAAAACGUCGCCACUACACCGCACUCCGCCCACCAUCCACCACCAUCACAACAACAACACCAAUUCCAUCGGACACUACUAGGGACGAUGGCGGCAGGAGCAGGCGAUGGACAAUCACAGCGGCCCACUAGCAACACAGCGUCAUCCACUGGUGCUGGUGCUGGUGCCGGUGCCCGGGAAAGCAAUGUUUCCGACGAUUUCGAACUGCUGCGAAACUAUGGUCUAGACAAGUUUUCACUGUUGGACGGGGGUAGCACAAAAAAGCAAGCGCCCGCACUGCUGCACGUGAACGGUAGCACUGGCAAGGGAGAGAACCAACCGAGUACGACCAAUGCUUCCGUUAAUGCGCAGGUUCUUCCCAACGGGCGACAGAUGGGCUGCAAUGGUGGUAGCAAGAUCGUGAACAACGGACCGACCAAAGCUUCGUUCAACAACUGGACGACGUUCGAUUGAGAUCAGCAUGGGCGAAUCCGUUAGGAGAGAGCGUUGCAUCAUCUGGCAGUUCUAGAUCGUAAGCUCAACGCCGGGGGUUUAGUUUUCGCAAAGCAACAUAAAAAACAAAAACCCGCAAUAAACAUUUCAGGCAAAGAAACUAUCAUUAAUAUACGCUUUUAGCAGCAAAAAGGAAAGUCUUCAUUCCAUGAGGUAGACAACAAAAAGGACAAAAGCGAAGGAUUAAUGAAUCCCGGAAGCGUCUUAAAAGCUUAGGCCAUAUUAAACGUUUAAUCAGUUAUCAUACAGCAAACUCUAGAGUCAAUAUUGUUUUGUUUUUCAGCUUCUUCUUCGUUUUGCCUUGAUAAGUGUGUAUGCAAUAACGAAUCCCGCAACCAGUUGUUGUUUUCUGUUGUCCGUUUAUGUUCCACUCGUUUUUGUAUUAUAUAUAGUGUCAUGAAAGCAAACAUUGCAAUCAAUUCACGUGCUACAUGUUAUCAUGUAGUGCCUGGAGGUUUCAGUGAAUAGAGCAAACGGUGUUUUUUUUGUUUGAUAUUUAAAUGUGUAGUUUCUGUGUAAUCCUUUGCCCCGAGUUGUAUUGAAUAAUUUUAUAGAUUUACCGUGUGGUUAUUAGCGGUAGAAGCGGUUUAGUAAAAAGGAAAACAUAAUCGUAUAACGAUUUCAAAGUGUAGCAAGAGUUCGAUAAAUCGAUGGCACAUUUGUUGUGUGAGAAGCAUGCGAAACAGCGCAUAGAGGGAGAAACAUUGUAGAGGAACAAAAAGACACAUGGCACAGAAUGUAAAUCUAAUUUAAUUCUUAAACCUAUGCACAAAACGAAUGCAACAAACUAGACAAACGAGAAGAUUGAACGAAAAAAACAAGUCAGGUAGAAGGGAAGGAAACAUUUAAACUGUAUUGCUGGCUAUGCUGUGUGUAAAGUGGGAAUAAAGAUGAGUAUAGAAAAAGAAAGCGGAACGCGUUUGGGGGAGGGAAAUAGUUUACGCCGCAUCAAUGCGUUAAUUAUAGAGUGAAGCAUUUUAAAAAAUGUAUUCGUUGCCAGAACAGAGACCGUAGUGUAGAUUAACAAACAAACAAACAAUUGAUAGCAUACACCAAAUGUGUGGCAGGAACUACUGCGGGGGAAUGCGGGAUGGAGUAUCAUCUUAACCAUCCUGCCCUGGUUAGGAUAAAGUCAUAGACAUAUAAAUAGUGACAGAUAGAGAGAUAGAGAGAAAGAGUGGAGAGAGAGAGAGAGUGAAAGGAUGGAGAAUGAGUCAGGAUUGCAGUUUUAAAUUUGUUUUAACCUAAAAGAGAAACAUAUACAAUGUUCUGUAGCGAGUGAGGAUUAUAUUACUGCUUAAUGCGAUAUUUUAGCGCCACUUACGUACUCUCUACCGUACUAGAAGAAAAAAAACACACAUUAGUAACAGCUCGAUCGUGUACUGUUGAUAGAUAAACCAAAUAUUCAACAAUAACAGCAACAAAACGCUCACCUGGCCAUGAGGCACGCAGGUGAUGAUACGUGUUAAGAUAUUUAGUCAAAAUGUUGUAAAAAAAAAGAACACAGAUAUGGAGCGGUUUCUCGCAAAUUUUCCAUCACAACGUUCGCAAUUUACUACAAUUGCAUCACAACAACACACACACUGCUCAAAGAUAGGUUUACUCGAGGGGAACAGUAAUAUAGGGUUUUGGUUAAGUGUUUUGGAACACCGUUUGGAACACACCGUUGGGUUGCGCUCUUCUUAAACACUCAGACACAUGCAUCACGCUGUAUCAAGCUGUAUCAAAUACCAAACGACGAAAGCAAUUGAUGCGUUUUAUCAACAACACCGCAGCGCACAACCGCCCACGUGUUAACGACCAACGACCCGGGGUAGAAAUAAGAGAAUGCGUCACAGGUUCUUAUACAGGACUUUUACAUUUACAAAGGCAAUAUCAGAGCAAACAGUGGAAAUGAUAGAACUCUUUUUUUAGUUAGGAAACCGUUAUAAACACUAUACUCUGGCUAUAGAACAAGAAAUGAGUAGCGAAAGUCGCAUUUGAGACGACCGAUGAAGCUAAUAACAUUUAAUCCCCAUGCUGUACGCCAAUUAAUUGCUGGGGGUACUUCGUACUCGUUUUGACCGUGGUUUAAACCUACCAACAUCGAUGGCUCACUUUGCAAACAAGUUUCUUCCUUGGAAAUACAAUCAUACAACACUAUAUAAAUAUAUCAUUGAACACGACAGCAUCUAACCGAUCAAUCGAAUAGAAUCAAUCCAGGCGUUUGAAGAGGAGUAUGGUACCGAUCACGUGGCGUAACUAUAUAUUAAAACCGAUUACACAAAAAAAUGAAAAGCAAAAAGCAUUUAAAUUAUCGCAACGUUUGGCAACAUAAAAUGCAGAAAGAAAUAUAUCCAAACCCCAUUGCUAAAACGACCAUUAUCGAAUGAUAGAUACGUUAGAAGCAUAUAGCAAAGCUCUCAGUAAGGCUAAAAUUAACAAAUAUAUUUAAACAAUACCUUCCCCACCCUCCAAAUUUUAUGCUGUUGCCGGAAAAAAGCCGAAAAACUUAACACAAGAAAAGACAGAGGAUUUGGAAUAACUUUAUAACUUUGUUGUGCGCGUUGUGCUGCUUCUUUCUUUGUUUUGCAAAAGCGCGUAUCAUUAGCGGCUCCCUGCGGGAGGUAUCAUUAAUCUAUAAUCGAAUACGAGUUGGAAGAAAAAGGGAAUCAAGAAUGCUUCUUAACGUUUUAGCAGUGGUCAGAUGUGAGCAUAGAAAAGGACAAAGAUUAGUUCCGAGCAGCAGUACCGGAGAACGUUGUGUAAGUGUGUGCGUGUGAGUGUACUUCCUGCGCGCAAGGUGCAGAGUGUAGAGAUGGUAGCAACAGACAGACUAUAUAUUGGAAAACCCGAAUGUUGAAUGUCAAAUAAAAGACGAAACAUAUUACAAACGAAAAAAAA
Messenger RNA from Anopheles gambiae (African malaria mosquito), 9082 nucleotides. Its product is annotated as DENN domain-containing protein 1A. Lineage: Eukaryota; Metazoa; Arthropoda; Insecta; Diptera; Culicidae. Gene Ontology annotation, biological process: endocytosis; endocytic recycling. Gene Ontology annotation, cellular component: intracellular membrane-bounded organelle; cytosol. The coding region runs from base 845 to 3721 and encodes 958 amino acids. The record is from RefSeq and is a predicted model, not a curated record. The transcript is spliced from 10 exons. Gene Ontology annotation, molecular function: guanyl-nucleotide exchange factor activity; phosphatidylinositol phosphate binding.